This is a messenger RNA of Gekko japonicus, 2100 nucleotides long. It is a transcript of the gene DDHD1, whose product is annotated as DDHD domain containing 1. Gene Ontology annotation, molecular function: metal ion binding; glycerophospholipase activity. Bases 1 to 2100 code for a protein of 699 amino acids. The record is from RefSeq and is a predicted model, not a curated record. NCBI's taxonomy places the organism in Eukaryota, Metazoa, Chordata, Lepidosauria, Squamata, Gekkonidae. The transcript has 14 exons. Gene Ontology annotation, cellular component: cytoplasm.
AUGGCGACGGAGGACAACAUCUUCGAGGGUCCGGACGGUGGUGAAAAAGGCGGAGCCAGGAGGACGCCGGAGCGUGGAGGGCGCAGCCCGCCCGCGACGGCCGCCGCCACCAGCCCCGAGCGCCCCGGCCCCGAGCCCGUCUGCGUCCGCGGGGGCCUCUACGAGGUGGACGUCGCCAACGCCGAGUGCUACCCCGUCUACUGGAACCCGACAGAAAAGAUUCCUGUAAUGCGUGGGCAGUGGUUUAUCGAUGGCACCUGGCAGCCCUUGGAAGAAGAAGAGAGUAACCUGAUAGAGCAAGAGCAUCUCAGCUGUUUCAAGGGGCAGCAGAUGCAGGAGAACUUUGAUAUGGAAAUAUCGAAACCCGUGGAUGGAAAAGAGGUUGCCUACUACCUCCCUCCCUUCUCCCUCCAUUCUCUGUUCCAAUGGAGAGGAUAUAAAGAGAAUGCAGAGGCGUCAGGGCUUAAACGCAAGCGGUCCGAAGCUAUCCACAGUUUGAAGCUGAGCCGCACCCACGUGGACUGGCACAGCCUGGAUGAAGUCUAUCUUUACAGCGAUGCAACAACUUCAAAAAUUGCAAGGACGGUUACUCAGAAGCUGGGGUUUUCCAAAGCUUCGAGCAGCGGGACCAGACUCCAUCGAGGCUACGUGGAAGAGGCCACGUUGGAAGACAAGCCGUCGCCCACCACUCACAUUGUUUUUGUCGUGCACGGCAUCGGACAGAAGAUGGACCAAGGGAGGAUCAUAAAAAAUACUGCCAUGAUGCGGGAUACUGCAAGGAAGAUAGAGGACAAGUAUUUUAGCAACCAUGCCACACAUGUUGAGUUCCUGCCUGUUGAGUGGAGGUCAAAGCUUACCCUUGAUGGAGACACCGUUGACUCUAUUACUCCAGAUAAAGUCCGUGGCUUAAGGGAUAUGCUCAACAGCAGUGCGAUGGACAUAAUGUACUACACAAGUCCCCUCUACAGAGACGAAGUAAGUGUGCGUCUUCAAGCGCCUCUGAACCGCUUGUACACGCUUUUCUGUUCGCGGAAUCCAGACUUCAGAGCCAAGGACGGGAAAGUGUCGAUCGUGUCGCACUCCUUAGGAUGUGUGAUCACCUACGACAUCAUGACCGGGUGGAAUCCGGUCAGGCUGUAUGAACAGUUGCUCGAGAAGGAGUACGAAGACCUCGAGGACACCUGGAUGAGCUACGAGGAGCAGCAUUUGCUGGAGGAGUUUUACAUAACCAAGCAGCGAUUGAAAGAAAUAGAAGAGAGGUUGCAUGGGCUGAAGACAUCCACCAUAUCCAAAACGCCUGCCUUAAAAUUCAAGGUUGAGAAUUUCUUCUGUAUGGGAUCUCCAUUAGCAGUGUUUUUGGCCUUGCGCGGCAUCCGUCCCGGAAACAGUGGAAGUCAAGAUCACAUUCUGCCCCGAACUCUUUGUAACCGGUUGCUAAACAUUUUUCAUCCAACAGAUCCAGUGGCCUACAGACUAGAACCUCUGAUUCUGAAGCACUAUAGCAACAUUUCCCCCGUCCAGAUCCACUGGUACAACACCACCAACCCUCUACCUUACGAGCACAUGAAGCCAAGUUUCCUCAACCCGACAAAAGAGCCUACCUCAGUUUCCGAGAGCGAAUCCAUCCCGACGAUACCCAGCCCGACGACGUCGCCCGUCAUGGCCCGGCGGCACUACGGAGAGUCUAUAACAAAUAUAGGCAAAGCAAGUAUAAUGGGUGCGGCCAGCAUCGGGAAAGGCCUCGGUGGGAUGCUCUUCUCCAGAUUCGGACGCUCAAGUGCCCCCGCCUCCCAGGCCCUCGAGCCAGGAAAAGAAGGGGCGGAAGCAGAGGAGAAGAAGGCGGCCUCCAGCCAAGCCCUGAUUGGGACUCAGGCCUUCCCCCACAGCAGCUCUGGCUUCCUGGACCCGACAGUGGAGCUGGAGCAGAGGAUCGACUUUGAGCUCAGGGAAGGCCUGGUGGAGAGCAGAUACUGGUCGGCCGUCACGUCGCACACGGCCUACUGGUCGUCCAUGGACAUUGCCCUCUUCCUCCUCACCUUCAUGUACAAGCAGGAGCAAGAAGAGGAGGACGGCAUCAAAUCACAGCCAGACCCUGUUUGA